AAAGAAGAAAUUCUCAGAUUAACAGCGCCGGCGAUGAUGGCAAUUUCUAGUAUUAACAGACGCGCUCGAACGGUUUAAAAACGGCGCCUUCCUACGAUUCGCACACCAAAGAACCGAUGACACCGUGCCGCUAACCACUAUACGCGUCACACGACCGUACGCGCAUCGAUCGCGACUGGAAAACCCACGAUCGGCACCGACAUUAUACGCGUAUUAUACGACCACCGCGAAUUUCGCGGUGAAAAAUUUUUUUUUCUUUAAAUUUUAUACCGGAAAUCGCCACCGACGCCAGGCGCGUCUCCCACGGAAAUAAGUAACGAUAAUAAUAUAAUAUAUAUUAUACAUACCGCAAAAAUGCCGUCAUCGGCGUCGGGUGCCGCUGCGGCGGCGUUGGCAACGCUCUUCGCCGUGGCCACAGGCGGCUGGUCGGGACCUGUUCCGGCGGAAUGCGCGAGGAUAUUGGCCGUGGAGACGGUUGGCGGCCGGAGCCACUGGAACGUCAUGAGCGGCAUCAUCGGGGCGCUGGUGGACAGCGGGCACGCCGUCACCGCAUUCACGCCCUUCUUGGACGGCGACCGGGCCAACUACACGGAAGUAGACAUAUCCGGCGGGUUUCAGGUGGGCCUGGACUUGGACAUGAUCGACCUCCUGGACUACUUCCGCAACCCGUUCUGGACGUACGGCGCGUUCGUGGAGAUGGGCCGGUCGCAGUGCGACGUGGUCUACGGUCACGCGGAGAUGAAACAACUGCUCCGCGACCCCGCAGGCUUCGACGCAAUCAUCAUCGAAUCGUUUUGGUCCGAGUGCAUGUCGUACGCAGCCGCCCGGCUCGGCUUGCCGCUCAUCUACGUCACGCCGCUGCCGCUGAUCGCGUUCAUGGAGCGCGCCACCACCGGUCACGUGUCCAACCCCGCGUUCGUUUCCAACCUGAUGAUCGGGCACGCCGUUCCCUCGACAUUCGGCCAGAGGCUGACUAACGCGGCGCUACAGGUGUUCGGCUCGGUUGUGCAACGGUACAAAGAGUUCGAGCUUAAGUACACCGGACCACCCAAGGAGUACGAUCUACUCGAUCCCGUCCCGCCGUCCCUGGUGUUCGUCAACAGGCAUUUCAUUAGCGACGCUCCGAGCCCGGUGCCUAGGAACGUCGUUGACGUGGGCGGAAUCCAUCUGAAGGCGGCCAAGAGUUUGCCAAAGGAUGUGUUAGAAUUCAUCGAACAAUCACCUCACGGAGUAAUUUUUUUCACACUUGGUUCUACCGUAAAAAUGUCUACGAUACCAGAAAUUGUAAAAAACAAGUUGAUAAAAGCACUCGCGCGCGUCCCGCAAAGAGUGUUGUUGAAGUACGAAGUUGAAAUGGACAACAAACCGGAAAACAUAAUGAUGAAACAAUGGUUUCCCCAACGCGAUAUACUUUUGCACCCCAAUGUGAAACUGUUCAUCAGUCACGGAGGUAUAUCUGGAAUAUACGAAACCGUGGACGCUGGUGUCCCAGUUCUCGGAUUUCCUUUGAUCGGCGACCAGCCGAGAAACAUUGACAACCUGGUGAACGCUGGCAUGGCUAUUUCUAUGGACCUACUGUCCGUCACCGAAGACUUAUUCUUAAACACCGUCUUAGAACUGCUCAACAACAAAAAGUACUCGGAGAACGCUAAAAACGCCAUGAAAAUAUUCAAAGAUCGACCCAUGUCACCCAAAUCGUCGGUCGUUUACUGGACGGAGUAUGUUCUACGUCAUCGCGGAGCACCGCACUUGAAGUCUCGCGCACUUAAUCUGACGUGGUAUCAAUAUUACUUGUUGGACGUGAUGGCUUUCGCGUUCGCAUGCAUAUUCUUCGCCGUUUUUGUAAUCUACAAUAUUUUCAAAUGCGCUGCGCGCGUUAUGUGUACAAAAAUGUCGAAUCACUUGUGGGACGUCAGAGUGAAACGCGAAUGAUUUGAAUAAUUUCAAUCCAUAGUAAUGACAUUGUAAUGGUAUUGAAUUACUCGAUCUCGUUUAUUAAGUAUUAUAGUUUCCUAGUUCGUACGGUGUAUGAUAAAUUAAUAAUAACCGUUUGAUUCCCAUCUGCGCACAUGACGUUCUAUUAACAAUUUUUUUAACUCUUUUUAAUUUUUAGAUGUUUACCUAUUGAUCGAAUAACAUUUUUAAAUUAUCUUCAAAACUGAACGAAAUAUUAUUUUUAAAGCUGCAAAUCACUAGUUACUAUAUUGACUUUGCAGUUGUUAAAUUGUCACUUGUUGUACGCGUCGGUCAUAUUGUACGAUGUAUAGUGUAUAUAAAUAUAAACUAUUUAG
Molecule: messenger RNA, 2291 nt
Organism: Melanaphis sacchari
Lineage: Eukaryota; Metazoa; Arthropoda; Insecta; Hemiptera; Aphididae
Product: UDP-glucuronosyltransferase 1-7C-like
Exons: 5
Coding region: 355-1932 (525 amino acids)
Molecular function (GO): UDP-glycosyltransferase activity
Source: RefSeq, a predicted model, not a curated record